GCAUCACCGAGGCCUAACUGAGAUGCAUCCUACCGCACCACCCGCGUCCUUCGCGUUUUUGCGCGGCAGCACUCAGCCUGAGGUUGCUUUUCUCGAAGAACAGCGGCGCUUUGGCGAGUACAAUAGCGACGUGCUUGGCAGACAACAGGAAAGCACUCUGUACAACGGAAUGAACCUGAUCGACGCAGUGGAAAACAAUCCCCAAAAUAACGCGACAUUACCUCAUUUUCAACGCCCAGCUGUCCAACAAGAAUGGGUUAGGCGGGAAGGUCCGCUUCCAACAGAAAAUUUACGACAACCCGGAGGAGCCCAUCAAGGAAUGCUUUGUGAGCCGCAUCGGCACGGACCCGCCCAAGGUCUCACUGCAUUCGCCCAACAACCCGUCGCUGGCGUACAUCCGUACAUGAAGCCACGCGGCAUUCUUUACCCAAACGGGGGCUUGCCUGCUGCCGCGCAUGGGCGACACCUUUACUCCCCUGAGCAGGAAGCAGCUGAAGCUCAGAGGGCACCUGCAGUGCAAAAUGCGCAGGACGCGCCGCCAGUUUCUUCUCCCUUUCAUUACGAGGCCGACCCAAGAGUUGCACGAGGUGGCGCACCUGGUGAUGGUAUGUUCGAUCAACGACAGGAUCAGGCCGUCGACUGUGUAGGAGCUCACCAUGAAGGACAGGCGGAAGAGCCUCAGCAACAACACCGCAACGCUACCGGAACGAGGCAAUCACGGAAACGACCAACCUCGAAAUACCUGGGUAAACUGAUUGACUACGAUCACUCUUUGUGGGAACUCCAACAAAAGGGACAUGCUCAAAAUACCUGGGAAACCGCACCGUCCGCGCCGUCCGUUGCCGCGUCGCAAGCGUUCAUCGGAAUACAGGAAGCGGCACCGCUCGCUUUCAAUCCGGAGGCUUUCAACGCUUCUGCAGCUCCAAUCCCAACUCCCAUGGGAGAGGCUGCAGAUGCAGGAGCACAAAAGAUGGGGCAAAAAGAUGAGACCGAAGUAUUUUUACUAGACAGAAAUAUCAUGCCGCACAAGACUAAAGCAGCAGUCUAUGACGCAGGGGCGGACGAUGCAAUAGUUCAUGAGCAGGACCCGCAUACUGCGUCAGUUGGGAAGGCAAAAAAGUCGGUCCGCUUUGCCAGCGACACGAAACCAGACACGCAGUGUACACUGCCUCCUGUGCCUGUCCCCGCAAAGAGACCAGCGCAUGGGGCAGUGGCCGCGGCGAGGGCUGGCGCGGCGAGUGCUACGAUCCUGCACCACAGACAGGUGGAUAUUGCCGAAAGCGAGCCUGAUCCAAACAUGCCGGAAGAGAAAAAGAACUUGCUUGAUGUACAGGCUCGAGCAGACACAAUCGCGGGUCCACUACGCGACGGCGCGAAAACAACGGGAUCCGUUUCCGAGUCAGUAGCUGCGUGGGAAGACGCAGGCAGUGUUGCGACGAUCGGUCCGCCUCAAACGAUGUCGGAAACGCCUGAGGCAAAGUCUUCCUGCUGUAGCGGGUCUCAUAUCUGGCUGUGGGUGGUGCUAGCCGUCAUCUGCGCUACGGGAGCUUCACUGGGAAUCUACUACGGCGUGCUCUCUCUCUCAACCCCGACUCCAAGCGUCGCUGCCGCGAACGGCCACCAGGUGGGCUUCUUAACAACUCGCAGGGACCGGAACUCGACCCCUACGGAAGCCGCACGAACGGUGCAAAGUCCGGUGGACGAGACCUCACCUGUCGUGGCGUUAGGUCCGACCCUUCCACAUCCUCCGUCAUCGCCGCCCGUGUCGCCAAUAUUGCCAGCCUCCAACGGAAGCGCAGAAGGAGGAAGCGCUCCGCCUGCGGUCCGCGCGCCGAUUGUGGUCUCGACUCAGUCGACCGCUUCUCAAGCGCUGCCUUCAACUAUUACAGCGGUUCGUCGAGAGCCUCCAGUCACUACACAGCAGCACAGAGAGCAUGAGCAUUCAGGUGGUCCAGAUGUCGCUUUGCCUGUGCGUGCUGUGUUGAAAGGAGGUGCAGACGGCUCUGAAAGCGUUGUAGCUGAUGCGCAAGCACCGCCACUUCAGCAGACAAUUCUCAGGAAAACCGCGGAUGCAUCGACUCAGAAGUCGGCGCCGAAGAGUAGACGUGGGAGGGAGGCGCAAGGAGGACCAGCUGCAGACCAGCGAGGAGAUAGAGGAGUAGAACAUGCAACAGCACAACAACCACCAAGUGAACCUCAAGCUCAACUACAACAGCCGUCUUCAAAUAGCGUACAAGCACCAGCAAGACAGGACAGCCGUAGCGAACAAGAACAAUUUGAAGUUUUUCUUUUUGUCUGGAGCUGGAUGCCUCUUCCAGUUUCCUCUGCGCAGGACAUGG
Messenger RNA from Amoebophrya sp. A25, 2339 nucleotides. NCBI's taxonomy places the organism in Eukaryota, Dinophyceae, Syndiniales, Amoebophryaceae. The record is from the annotation of a GenBank genome assembly.